Epinephelus lanceolatus (giant grouper) is the source of this 6086-nucleotide messenger RNA. RefSeq names its product ITPR interacting domain containing 2 (gene itprid2). Gene Ontology annotation, molecular function: signaling receptor binding. NCBI's taxonomy places the organism in Eukaryota, Metazoa, Chordata, Actinopteri, Perciformes, Serranidae. The record is from RefSeq and is a predicted model, not a curated record.
GAAAAGUUUGGACAAGUUUGACAGUUUGGGAGCAGAGACACAAACAGCGGAGAAACAUGACGGUGUGUUACCUGUUACUGAUGUUGCUGUAGAGUCGUCAGUCGCCUCUGACUGACUGACUGACCCUGACCAGACACACAGACAGGCAGAUAUGAAGAGUGGAUCACAGGGAAUGGACGCCAGCACUGCUCCAGAUCCCAGAGUGCAGUCAGACUGCAGCUUAGCGUGUCUGCGACGUCGGGCCUGGGCCCAGAGCAGAGACUCCAUCUGGCAAGAAUCAGAAGCAGAGAGCCUUGACUCCCAGGGGCCCCAACAGAGCCAGAGGGACGGGGGAGAGCAGAGACCCUCAGAGGAUCCAGGGCAAGUUCCUAACAAGAUCACCAGCUGGCUGAUUGACUGCAGGACUCCCCUCGGAGCCUCUCUAGAUGAUCAGACUGCUUCUCCCAGCAAAGGAGUGCUGAAGAACGGCUGCAGCUUUGAAGAUGACCUUUCACUGGGAGCUGAAGCCAACCAUCUUCAGUCCAGUAACAAUAAAACUGAAUCCUGUUUUGGUCUUGCGGCGGAUCAGAAGAGGAGUCAGUUUAAAGAGAGAGGAAGAAGUAUGAACUCCACAGGAUCAGGGAAAAGCAGCACUGUGUCCAGUGUGUCAGAGCUGCUGGAUCUGUACGAGGAGGAUCCAGAGGAAAUCCUCUUAAAUCUUGGUUUUGGUCGAGAAGAACCCGACCUAGCCUCAAAGGUUCCUGCCAGGUUCUUCAACAACUCCUCCAUAGCACGAGGCAUUGACAUCAAGGUAUACCUGGGAGCUCAGCUACAGCGCAUGGAAGUGGAGAACCCCAACUACGCCCUGACUAUUCACCAGUACGCCAGGACACAUAAAGGAGCAGGUCGUUUCCGUCAGAUUGAGGUCUUGACCUCAGUAGCUAACGAGUUCUUCCAGCUCUACAGUCAAGUUUCUGGUCAACCUGUCCAACGCAUCAGCUCCAGGGACCAAGGAGGAGAAGUGGGUGAAGCAGGUGAGGAGAAGUCAUCUCCUUCUCUAAAGAGGAGCGGCUCGGCUCGAAACGUCGCCAAACUCCUCAAGAAAACCAUCACCAAACACAACCUGCUUGCAGUCUCCUCCGAGUUGCCUGAAGCGAACACACCUAACCAGAAAACACCAUCAAACGGACACGCCACUUCUGAUCACACACACACCAACGAUCACGCACACACCACCACCGGGCUGGAACAGAACGGCAGCAGCACCGAACCCGACCACCAGGUGGAGACCAGCACCCAGAAACACAUGCGCAAGAAAGACAGCUGUCCCUUGGCGACAGUUAAAGAGGAAACCAAUGGGGAUGGAGAAGAAAGUCCUGAACAGAGCAGCAGCACCGAACCAGCAGCCAAUGGAGAGCAUCAACCAGAGUCAGCUGACUCUCAGUCAUCCAAUCAGAAAUCUGAAGAGGGAACCCAGGUGGUCAAGGAGGAGGAGAAGAACCUGACUUCAACCCCAGAGAAAGCUCCUCCCUCCCUGCCCCCGCUCCAGCUGGCCCAGCUUCGCACAGAAAACACAGACUCUUUCGACAUGGAGGAGAUUCAGAGUAACGAAGAUGAGGCUCCUCCACUCAGAACUUCCAGAGCCACCGACCUGUUGAGGACAGUCAGUCAGCAGUCAGACAGCAGUGGUUUCGCUGAAGAGCCCUCCGCCGACUCCAGCAGCUACCUCAGGGUGCAGGAUAGCAGUGACAGCUGUGACAGUGAGACCACUGUGACGUCACACCCUUCACUCGAUUCGGCCACGCCACUUGCGAUGGACCAACCAGUGUUCGAGCUGCCAGAUGGCCUAGAGAAAGAGGCGGGGCCUGGUGGUGCUACUGAGGUGGAUGGGAGGAGUAGUUCCAGGGAAGAAGAUGAGCAUGAUGGGAAUUCAGAGCAGUUUCCACAGUACACCGCUCACCACCUGCCCAGGAACCAACCAACUGGAGUGCGGCAGGAUGAGAGCGAGGAGAAGGAGGAGGAACAGCAAGUUGAGAUUGGAGACCGAACUGAUCCCAAACCAGAACCAGAACCAGAGCCAGAACCAGAACCAGAACAGGAGAGUCUGUCUGCUGCAAAAGAAGAACCACAACAGACCACAGCAGACACAGAGCCACCCACAGCAGAAGUGGCUGCUGAGGUUCAAGAAGAGCGUGAAUUCUUGGAUGAUUCUGGUUCACUCUGUUAUCCUCCUCCUCCAUCCUCUCCGGUUCUGAACGCUCUGAUCCGAGCCAAGCAGAACCAGCUGACCUGGAAUGGGCAGCGGGGUGACCCCCAGUCCGCCAACUCCCCCCCAACCCCAGGGAGAGGACGAGGAAGACGUGGUGUCCCUCUACAGAGGUCCUCCUCCCUCCCACUCUCGUUCCUCUCACCCUCCAGGGUUGUGUCCUCCGUCAGGAUCCAGUUUGGGCGCGGCCAGGCGUCCUGCACGCAGCCCAGGUACUCCUUCAAAUACACCCAGGAGGCUGAGGGGGACAAGAGAGAGGAAGAAGAGCAGGAAGGACAAACUAACAUUCUGUCUACUCUGAUCAUAAACCCUGCUUCGUCGUCUGACUCUAUCAACCAUCCGACAAGGCUUCCCAAAGAAGCUCCCGUCCCACCUAAACCCAUCCCACGCCACCUGAUGCGGUCAACAGUUUCCCUGCAGAGUGCCAGCCCUCCUCCUAAUUGGUCACCAGGAAGCCAAGCCCACUCCUGGAGUACCCAGAGCGUUCCCGAUCUCUCCUUCAAUCAGCGGCAACCAGGCCAGUCCCAGCAGAACAUGAGCGCCAACCAGAACCAGCAGAGUUGGAAUCUAGGGAAGACGAUGUUCCGUUACCCUAAUCCUAAUCCUACAGCUCAGUACCCAAGCCCCAAUCCUAGUCCCAGCCCCUACCCCUUCACUCCGAACCUUCCUACACCCUACCCCUCCCCUCUCCAUCCAUACGCCAGCCUCCCUAACCUCGCUCACCACCACAACUUGUCCCACCAUUCCAGUCUAACCAGUCUCUACCAGCCUGCAACUCCUGCAAACCCCCACCACAGCAGCUUCUCUAACCUGCAUCAUGCCUCAGCUCCUGCAACUCCCCACCACGUCAGUCUGGGCAGCCUACAUCCAGGAACACCGAUGCCCCACCAAGCGUACAGUCAUCUAUACGGUCAUCAGCCACCUUACCAUGCAACUCCAUAUGGCUCGCAGUUUGUCUCACCCUACCUUGGUUACCAUGGGUACAACAUGAACCCACACAUGGCCUACCCUCCACACGUCACCCAGUAUCCACCACCUCCAGAGCACAGCCUCCACCCGGGGCUUGCUCCUCCUGCUGCAGGCUUCCACCCAGGCCUGGCUUCAUCCUUCGGCUCAGGUCACAGCCUCCACCCGGGCCUCGCUCCUCACGCUGCUCAAGGUCCAGGAUCCAGCCAGGGCCCAUCCAGCGCUGAGAUGCAGCUGAGGAGAGUUCUACACGACAUCAGAGGAACAGUUCAGAGUCUGGGCCAGACGCGAGCUGACACUCCAGAUGCGUUCAGUGACCACAGAGCACCUCUGUCAAGCCACCAGCCUUUGGCAGAGUUUCAGCAGAAGAGGCAGAGUCUCAACUUGUUCCGCAGUCAGAUGAUGGACUUGGAGCUGUCGAUCAUCAGACAGCAGGCUCAGGUCUACAAACACCUGAGCCCAGCCGACAGGAUGGAGGUGGAGCAGCUUCAGUCUCUGAGGUCAGCAGUGAGGGAGGAACUUCAGGAGCUGGAACAACAGCUGGAAGACAGACUGAUGGAGCUGACGCAUCACACACAACAUAGGGGUCUCCAUAGAGACAGCAGUGUUGACAGUCUGUCCACAGAAUCUGCACUGAGAGCCAUGGAGCCGGUGUCAGACCUCCUCAGAGAGCAGCAUUACCUCCGAUCGGAGCUCAGCUACGAUGGCCACGCCACCCCCACCGAUCCCUCUUCCCGAUCCUCCAGUCCAGUCCAUGGAGGGGACGGCGAGCAGAGAGGAGGCGUGUACAAGGCAUCAGUUAACAUAACCCCUGCCCCACCUCCUCGACCGAACGCACGCAUUGAGGAACAGAAGGAGGAGGAGGAGGAGGAAGCGGAGGAGGAAAAUAGGGAUGCAGGAGAAAGAGGAGGAGGGAGUGGAGGAAGAGGAGGAGGAGGAGAAGCAUCCAAGGAGGAGGGAGCAGCAGGAGGAGUCAGAGUGGAGAAUCUGCAGCAGCUCAUCAAAGAGAUUCGGGAGAGCGUGGCACAGGAGGUCCGACAGGAGAUCUACAGCGAGCUGCUCGCUGCCGUGUCGCCACGGCGAUCGCCCCUGCCUGGCAGGCAGCACCCCCUGUAGUCAUGGCGACAGCAGAGCACCGCCCACUUUCACCUUCAGCCUUCACGACCACAGCCUGAGAGCAACACUGUCUGUCUGUAACACUGUAUAGCUGAGUAACACUGUCUGUGUGGAACACUAUGCGUCUGUAACACUGUAUGUCUGUAACACUGAUGACGGAUUGAGCACAUCGCCCGCAUGUGAUAAACUCAGACGGGACGCAGAGCGCGGCAAGGACGCUUGUGUGUCUGUUUGCCAGUGUGAUGCAUGCUGGGAACACCAGUCUGGACCUGUGAACGAUCAGCGAUGUUGCGUCAUCUUUUCCUGUUUUGUUUUUCUAAGCUGUUUUGAUCAAAGUCAGGCCUCAAACUAUUUUCACUGCCACUAAUACUACCAAGUACGACAAGUACUACGAGUGGUGCUGCUAACAGUGCUCUGCCAGUACCAGCACUAUGAGUCCCAGUCCUGUGAAUGUACCCAUCACGUUCUUUUGCCCACAGUCCCAGUCUGAGAUCAGAUCAGUCCGUCCUGAUAAGAAUAAGAACAAAUAAUCAGUAGCUUGUGACCUAAAACAUUUAUUCAUUUGGUUGUUUGGCUGAAUUGAGCCUUUAACAUGUUGUCAGCAUCACACAGGGGACCAACUUCCUUUAAUUAUACUGUAAGUGCCUUAAUAAUCUUUCAUCUGAGCUCUUGUGCCUUUUUAGUUUGGGGGCUACAUUCCUUCAUCUUUAAUAAGAUUUCUCUGAGUCUGUCAAACUUUAACGCCUUAAAGUUACUCAUUCCAUGCUCAUUUCACCUUCAUGUAAAACAUUUAAAGAGGUCUUAAAAUAUACAAUUAAGGGAUCAUGAUCCUUCAGCUAUCCACAUUCUUUCAUCAUCAUCUUCAUCACCAUCAUCAUUGUCAUUGUGCAUCUGUUCCUCACGCCUCAUUCACAGUUAAAUCCACUGGUUAAUGUUUUUUUCUUUGUGCUAAGCUGAACUGAAAGGAUUUUACAAAACGCUGGACUGUCCCUUUAAAGGCCCAGACAAACGACACCGACAUCAGAGAACUCGUGGCAACAAAAGCUGACUGUUGAGUUGUCUUAUGUCGCCUGUGUGUCGGUCAAAAAGUUGCACAUGAUAUGUUAUACAGAUGUUAUACAUCUGCGUGACAGGAAAUAACAUUCCACAUCAGCAGGCAGCAAUAGACCCAUUUUGCGUUUGUAAAUGUGAUGACGUAUUUUGUGGGCGGAGCCGAACUGGUGGCAGAAAGGGACAGUAGUUGUGUCGGUGUGAGCGCCAAGUAAAAAAGCAAUAUAUCGUUUAUAUUUCUUAACAUGAGUUUAUGAUGUAUGUGUAGUGGAAAAAAGUUUUGUCUCCAGUUAAUUAGGAUCUUGAUAUUUAGGCUAAUCACUGCUCAAUGCUCAGUAGAGGAGGUUGCGUUCGGAUUAUUUGGAUUAUUUAAUUAUUUACGUGGUGAAAGAUAAAUCGUCAUAAGAGCUGUAAAAACUCUCAUUUGUCACGCAUGAAUUUGACUUAUUGUCCUUGAUUAAUAGUUGUGGAGACGUCCCCACGUAAUAUGAUUUAGUACAACUUAUGACUAUGCUAACGCACUAGCUAGCUAACACUGUCUGCUUAUUAAAACCUUAAUCAUAUCUAAAUAUAUUAACUUUCACCACUGCUCUCUUUAGAAAGGCCACCGCAAGAAAACACGUUCUUAGUUUAUGUUAAAGUCUAGCCAAUAAUGUACAUUUAGAUUGCUUCAUCUGCGUCCAGGCAGGGAAAGUGAAAUGACCCUAAC